Magallana angulata is the source of this 2487-nucleotide messenger RNA. RefSeq names its product leucine-rich repeat-containing protein 74B-like. The coding region runs from base 661 to 2424 and encodes 587 amino acids. Lineage: Eukaryota; Metazoa; Mollusca; Bivalvia; Ostreida; Ostreidae. The transcript has 15 exons. The record is from RefSeq and is a predicted model, not a curated record. Gene Ontology annotation, molecular function: protein binding; calcium ion binding.
UGGAUGUGGAAAAGAGGAAUAGAAAUUCAGAGGACUAGUUUUGUAUAUUUCCCAAGCAAAUUUGAAAAGGUCUACUGAUUCUAUAUUUGCCACACAAAAAAGCCAUUUUAAAGAUUAAUUUUUUACACUGGAAAUAGAACUGAAAUUUGAUCUCUCUCUCUUUGACUGGAUUUUUUUUUACUGUCAUGCUAAUGACAAAUUCUGAUGCAUCAGGAAUCUAGCAUCCAAUGACAUUGUGUUUCACUGAGGUGCAAAGCUCGGAAAUGGAGGGUAGUGCGUUAUUGAGAUAGACCAAGUGCUUUUGGUGGGAUUAUCAAGGAUAUCAUUCUCAAAUUAAAAAGGCAUGUUUGCUUUGGUGAGGAUACUGAUAACACCUGAGACAUAAUUUCAACAGGUAUUUGUUCUCACACAGGUGGAGAGAUUACCUAGUGAUAAUCUCCGCUGAAUCCGGCAACAGUCCUGGAUCCACUAUGGGAGAGUGAUUGAUAGCUAAUGGAUAAAUGGCUGUGAUUUUGGGGCCCUGAUUAGAUUCCUGGUUAUUAAUAUUUGAUUUAGUAGGUGAACUUGACUGACGGAUACUGUGUUCCAAUUGUCCCUGUUGGGGGAUAUGUCCUAUUAAUUUGAUUUGUGACUUUUCGCUGCGUGCUCGAGUACCGUUACAUGAUGGAUAUCAAGCUGCGGAUGUCAAUUUAUCGGAUGUCCACUCAUCCAGUUAUUAAUCCACGAGGUGUUGCAUGUAAUAAAAAGACUGUGAGUCGAGCGAGCAGUAGAAAGUCUCGACCAGAGAGCAGUGGAUCUCGACUCGAGAGGUUCGGCCCCAGCUCGGACCACAGUGAGAGUGAUGACGAGAUACCCCACAAACCACGAGAGCACCUGCCUGAGAUAGCAGACUUCACUACAGUAGAUAUCAAUGAUGAGAAAGCCUUUGACACCGAUCUAGAGGAUAAAGGAGCAGGUGCAGCCCCCGGAGUUUCUAUAGACCUGGUGGCAGACUUCCAGUAUCUGAGAACAGCUUACGCUAUAGACACAAACCUCAAGUUUAGCGAUAAUCUCUUUGCUGCUCUCAAAACCACCACUGCCUAUGAUCCUACAGGAAGGACAGCCUACAUUGAAGGAUGCAAAAAAGUAGGAGUGGUUCCUGCCUCUUACUUUCUACGCCAUAUGAACGACCCUCACCUCAGUAUGAAACACCACGGUCUGGGGUCCCAGGGAAUGAGGGCAAUUGCAAUGUCUCUAGUGUCCAAUACCAGUGUUUUGACCCUUGAUCUCAGUGACAACUGGCUAGGACAUCCAGGAGGCCAUGCCGUCUGUGAAAUGCUCAGGGAUAACUGUUUCAUCACACAUUUAGAUUUAUCGGACAACAAAUUCGGUCUGCAAACAGCAGAAUCUUUGUCCCAAACACUACAGCAAAACUCCACCUUAACACAUGUCACGUUGUCUGGUAAUGAUUUUGAUGACAAGGCAGCAGUUCACUUCUCAGAUGCAAUAAUGAACACAACAAAGCUAGAGUACUUAAAUUUGAGCCAUAAUUUAUUCGGGGAGAACGCAGGAAUUAUCCUGGGUCCGGCCAUUGCUGACAACAGCUCACUGAAAGAACUGGACCUCAGCUGGAACUCAAUACGCAGGAAAGGCGCCGUGGCCAUAGCUCAGGGCAUAAAGAAUAAUGUGUAUAUGAAGAAAAUCAACUUGGCAUGGAAUGGUUUCGGACUUGAAGGAUCUAUUGCAUUUGGUGAUGCUUUGAAAGGCAACCAAGUUUUAGAAGAGCUGGAUUUAACGAAUAACAGAAUUACCUCAGAAGGAGCUGUUUUGAUAGGAAAAGGAGUUUCUGUGAAUGAAACUUUGACAACAAUUAGACUGGGAAGAAAUCCAAUGCAAACAGCAGGCUGUUAUGGAAUUUGUGCUGCCAUUCUCAGAAAUCCAAACUGUGCACUCAAAGAACUGGAUUUUAAGGAUAUUUUAGUGAAUAAAGACUUUGAUGAUAUUUUCAAACAAGUGCAAGAGCAGGUCCCUGAUAUCAAAAUGAGACACGGGGGCAUGGAACCACCCAAAAAACCACGGGCCAGGAUCCACCCCAUGGUCAAAUUGACCAACUAUAUAGAAAAGAACAAUCUCCGCCUCGUCGACUUCUUCAAUAAAUUUGACAAGGAUGGAAGUAUGAGCGUAACCUAUGAGGAGUUCCAGCAAGGCAUUGAGUGUGCAAAGACGGCUUUACAAAAACUUGUGAAAUCCGAGGCCCUGAAGGACACAGGAAUUAAGCUGACUCAAGAGGAGGUUCAGAUUCUGCUGAGUGAACUCGACAGUGAUGGAGACGGCGAGAUCAACUUCAGUGAAAUGGUUAGUGGACACACAGGGUUCCAGGAGAGUCAGCAAGAAAACAUCAACGUAAUACUGACAGCCACCCAGCCAAGGCCUGUAACAACGUAGCGGGGCACGGCUUGUAACGAGUUCCAGUUCUAUAUAUUCAACAAGACUGCACCCUCUUAAAUU